AUGGUCAGGUUAGAAUUACACAUAGUGAGAACUUACUUUACCUCUUCCAUUCCACUAAGGCAAAAAGCUGUGAAGAUUCUGAACGAAGAACUGGUGCAAGAAAUACCCGCAAUAUCCCCAUCUCCUAAUCCGCCAAUGUUUCUUCAAAAAGAUGGCUUCCAAUACGUUGCACCUUAUACCAAGCUAACAUACUUCACUAUCGAUAAACUUAAAAGUAAGAAUACAUACACAGUACUAGAGUAUUUACAAAAGAAUUUUAUAGGUAGAAACGUGGAUUUCUUCAAGAAACAAAUUGAAGAAGGAAAGUUAUGGGUAGAAAGGCCAAUACCGAUGAGGGUUUGUGCAAAGACCAAUGGGCUGAAAAUCUCUAAGAAGGCUCACAAAUCUUUGAAGAAGAAUUCUGUUGUUGAAUUCGUCACCAUCAAAGGGGAGGAUUUGAAAGAUUUUAAGUUGAAAAAAUCUGAUGUAAUUGCCAAUUAUGCAUGUAUACACGAACUUAAAAUCCCCCACAUCGAAUCAUUCGAUAUUAUCCAUGAAAGUAAGGAUCUAUUGGUGGUUAACAAGCCUUCAGGUAUUCCCGUUCAUCCUAGUGGUAUGUCGUAUCGGUUCAACACCUUACAAUUUUUACUUUCUAAGAAGAGAUGUAGCCCCGGUAAGUCUUUGUACAAUCCAGAAACGUUGGAAAUUUUUCCAAGUUUGUGGCCUUGUCAUCGGAUUGAUAAGGAGACGUCUGGGAUAGUCAUAUUUGCCAAAAACAAAGUUAAAUGUGGUGAAAUCUCAAAGUUAAUUGAAACUAAAGAAAAUAUAACCAAAAGAUAUCUCAUACAUGUCCAUGGAAAAUUUGGAAAUGAGGUAAAGACUUGUGAAGAUCCAAUAGUUGAUGUUGAUGUUUGUAAAAAGUAUGAGAAUGGUGGAGUAAGUAGAAUCCAGCAUGCCAAGUCCACCUUCAAGUUUGUUUACUACGACGCUAAGACAGACACAAGUAUUUUAUUAGGAGAGAUAUUCACUGGAAGAAAACAUCAGAUUCGUCAGCAUUUGAGGAAUGAGGGCUUUCAUAUAGUGAAUGAUCCAUUAUAUGGAGUGAUGGGUAUUUUAAAAGACAAAAUGACUGGGCUACCCAAUAGAGACCAGUUUAACGCUUUGAGAGGUGAAUAUAUAAAAAAGAUGGAGGAGAGGAUGAGCAAGUUUAAAAAGGAAAGCAGAUGCUUAAAUUGCAAUCAUAUCAACUAUUUUGAUGACAAUUUUCGUGCUGAUAGUUAUAUGCAUCUACAUGCUUGGGAAUAUACUUAUACAAGUGAAGAGACUCCCAAGCUUUCCUGGUCUUUUAUUACGUCCCCACCAUCCUGGAUCACGAAUAUAGUCCCGCCAAAUUUACUGGAGUCACUAGGCAAUAGGAGAUGUUGA
Pichia kudriavzevii is the source of this 1404-nucleotide messenger RNA. RefSeq lists its product as uncharacterized. The coding region runs from base 1 to 1404 and encodes 467 amino acids. Gene Ontology annotation, biological process: pseudouridine synthesis. NCBI's taxonomy places the organism in Eukaryota, Fungi, Ascomycota, Pichiomycetes, Pichiales, Pichiaceae. The record is from RefSeq and is a predicted model, not a curated record. The transcript has a single exon. Gene Ontology annotation, molecular function: pseudouridine synthase activity; RNA binding.